Molecule: messenger RNA, 1455 nt
Organism: Metarhizium album ARSEF 1941
Lineage: Eukaryota; Fungi; Ascomycota; Sordariomycetes; Hypocreales; Clavicipitaceae
Product: phenylalanyl-tRNA synthetase
Exons: 2
Coding region: 1-1455 (484 amino acids)
Biological process (GO): phenylalanyl-tRNA aminoacylation
Cellular component (GO): mitochondrion; cytoplasm
Molecular function (GO): ATP binding; phenylalanine-tRNA ligase activity; tRNA binding
Source: RefSeq, a predicted model, not a curated record
AUGUCAAUCUCAAUUGGCGCCAUGCGAGGCCUCUUGUGCUCCUCUCGAUGCGCCUCCAUCGCAACACUGCCGUCCCGUGUAGUUCGACAGUUUUCCUCUUCAGGGACCCUGCUCUCCCCGAAACCAGCCAAAGCCUCCAGCAGCUCCAUAUCAAUCCGAGGCGGCACAUACAACGCUGAUCCCGCGUGGUUCAAUGUCCCGUCGAAUGUAUUAGACGCCACGUCGCGGAGGUUACACCUCCAAAAGGAUCAUCCUGUGUAUAUAACCCGACAGAUCAUCGAGUCGAAUUUUCCCUCGCCCACAUACAAGUACUACAACGAAUACAACCCCGUCGUGUCAACACACCAAAACUUUGACUCUCUUGGCUUUCCGCCAAACCACCCAGGGCGAGCCCUGUCCGAUACCUACUACAUAAACGAAAAGACUCUCCUCCGAACACACACGAGCGCACACCAGGCCGACACUUUCCGAGCGGACGAGAGCGACGGUUACCUCAUUUCAGCGGAUGUAUACCGGCGAGAUGCCAUUGAUCGAAGCCAUUACCCCGUCUUCCACCAGAUGGAGGGAGCAAGGUCCUGGGAUCGGAGCAGGGUCCCCAAUGGAGAUGUAGCCGCUGCUGUGCGGGCUGACUUUGAAACGCUACCCAAACACAGUGUAGACGUCGAGGACCCCAACCCUCCCUACCACGGUGAACGCAACCCGCUGCAAGAUUGCCACUCGGCUGCCGAGGCGCAGGCCAUCGGAGAGCACCUCAAGAGAUCGCUAGAGAACAUGGUCGUUGACGUAUUCUCCAGAGCCAAAGCCGCGGCGCUGCGGGAGGAUCCCACCUUUGUCGACGAGGCACUGCGUAUGCGCUGGGUGGAGGCCUAUUUCCCAUUCACGAGUCCCUCGUGGGAACUGGAAGUUUACUAUGGGGGAGACUGGUUGGAGGUGUUGGGAUGUGGCGUGGUUAGACAAAGUCUCUACAACAAUGCCGGCGUGCCGUCACAACUGGGAUGGGCCUUUGGUAUUGGCAUCGAUCGCAUCGCCAUGCUGCUGUUCAAGAUUCCCGACAUUCGGCUCUUCUGGUCCCAGGAUCAGCGUUUUCUCUCACAGUUCACGGGCGUGUCUGACAAACUCGAUAAGCUCAGGAGGUUUGUCCCAUUCUCCAGGUACCCUCCCUGCCCCAAGGAUGUAUCUUUUUGGCUGGCGUCGACAUCACCCGCCGGAGGAAACACAAGGGGCAGCUUCCACGAGAACGAUGUCAUGGAAAUCGUACGCAACGUGGCUGGUGAUGUAGUCGAGGAUGUGAGACUCAUUGAUGAGUUUGUGCAUCCAAAGACUGCUCGCAAGAGCAUGGCUUAUCGCAUCGUCUACCGCAGCCUGGAACGAACCCUGACAAACGAACAAGCCAACAAGUUUCACCGAGGUGUGCGGGAGGCUCUAGUCAAGGAACUAGGUGUUGAACUUCGCUGA